UUAAGUGCUUUGAGGCCUGAAUGUCGCAGCCGGGCGCCAGAGCGCCACAGUACGCAGCUUACUUUACGCCCACCGCAGUGGCUCCCGUUCCUGGCAAGAACCUGUUUGCCGGCACGCAGCAGCCCUCUGCGCACCUGAAAGAGCUUGUGGCCGAGAACGUUAAGAAGCUCGCGGAGCUGCGGGCGGAGAUUAAGAAGGACGACUGGCUGUUUGAGGCGCCGCGCCACACACUGCGAUAGGGGCAGGCCCUCACCUUCAACGCAGCCGCCGCUCACGCAGCGCCGCACCUAGCAGCAGCGGGUCAGCACACGCGGACGGCAAGCACGCCUUAGCCGCACAGCCAGCCAAACAGCUUGACAGCACUUGCUCGCAUGUCGGGGGGAGGCGCAGCCGCCGCCGCCGCCGGCCCGCUGCCGUACUCCCGGCGGCCGGAGUGGGCGGACGUGACGCCGGUGUCGCUGCCGGCUGCGGAGAAGGUGGUGGCCAUCCAGUACACGGCCGAGCACGCCGAGGCGCUGGGGUACUGGCGCGCGGUGCUGCAGUCCGGCGAGCUGAGCGGCCGCGUGCUGGCGCUGACCGCCGACAUGAUCCGACUCAACCAGGCCGACUACACCGCGUGGCGCGUCAGGUGGCUGUGUGUGCAGCAGCUGGGUGCUGAUGCGUUAGGCCCGGAGCUGGACUUCACGCACGGGGUGAUGCUGGAGAACGCCAAGAACUACCAGCUGUGGAACCACAGGAGGCUGGUGGCGGGCGCGAUCGGCCCCAGCUGCGCCGCGCGUGAGGACGCCUUCACGCGUGAGGCCAUCAUCUUUGACGAGAAGAACUACCACGCCUGGGCGCACAGGCAGGCCGUCGUCAAGAUCACGGGGCUGUGGGAGGCGGAGCUGGCCUUUGCGGACGAGUUCAUCGGGCGGGACGUGCGCAACAACACCGCCUGGAACCAGCGCAUGUUCGUGUGGAAGGCCAUGGGCCAGGAGGCGCGGCUGAGGCUCCAGGGUGGAGGCGACGACGCAGGCUGGCUGCGCAGCGAGCUGGAGUACAUUGCGGCGGCCGUACAGAAGGCGCCGCGCAACGAGUCGCCCUGGCGCUACCUCACCGGCCUCUUCGCCUCGCUGGAGCCCUGGGCCAGCAGCCCCCGCUCGCUGUCGCGCUGCGCCGAGGUCCACACGCUGUGCUGCGAGGCGCUGAACGACUGCCCCUCCUGCGGCCCCGCCUACGACGUGUUGGCGCUGUUCUAUGAGGGGCAGGCGGCGCUGUCGGCGGCGCAGGCGGACACGGCGGCGGCGGCGGCGACGGUGGCGCCGGGGCCGGCGCAGGCGGGCGUGCAGGUGGUGCUGGCGGGGCGCGUGGCGGCGACGAUCAUGGCAUGCGAGUUGGCGCAGGCGGCGCUGGACGAGGCGAGUGUGGCCGACCCCAUGCGCACACCGUACUGGCUCCACCGCCAGCGCGGAUUUAACGAUGUGGUGGCCUUAGCCACAGGCGUGCUGCGUUCAGCAUGAUGGUGCAAGGGCCAGGGGAGCUUGUGGCAUGGGGCUCUUGGAUGGUAAUUGUUGGAGGCAGGUGGUGGAAGUAGGAUGGAGAGCGAGAGGGGCGGCGCGGCGCGAAGGAGGGGCAAGCGGGCAGCCGCGGAGGACGUGUGGACCUCAUGGGGGAUGG
Molecule: messenger RNA, 1656 nt
Organism: Chlamydomonas reinhardtii
Lineage: Eukaryota; Viridiplantae; Chlorophyta; Chlorophyceae; Chlamydomonadales; Chlamydomonadaceae
Exons: 9
Coding region: 372-1499 (375 amino acids)
Biological process (GO): protein geranylgeranylation; protein farnesylation
Cellular component (GO): CAAX-protein geranylgeranyltransferase complex; cytoplasm; protein farnesyltransferase complex
Molecular function (GO): protein farnesyltransferase activity; CAAX-protein geranylgeranyltransferase activity
Source: RefSeq, a predicted model, not a curated record